Molecule: messenger RNA, 1128 nt
Organism: Henningerozyma blattae CBS 6284
Lineage: Eukaryota; Fungi; Ascomycota; Saccharomycetes; Saccharomycetales; Saccharomycetaceae
Gene: YIA6
Product: NAD+ transporter
Exons: 1
Coding region: 1-1128 (375 amino acids)
Biological process (GO): NAD transmembrane transport
Molecular function (GO): NAD transmembrane transporter activity
Source: RefSeq, a predicted model, not a curated record
AUGGAUCAAAAUGCAAAACUGAGAGAUAAAUCAAUAGGUAACUCUAGGAGUUCAAGCAAUACAGAGAUUAUUUGCCCAGAUGGUAGUUCACCAUUAUCUUCGACAGAUAUCAUCGAACCUAGGGAGAGUAAUGAAAUCCAAGUACAGCAUACUAAUCUGCAUGAAAUAUAUAACUCUCAAACUAAAUAUCAAUUAAAAUCUUCACAUCAAUCGAAAAUAAUAGCAUUUUCUGGUGCGUUGGCGGGGUUCUUAUCAGGAAUUGCAGUAUGUCCCUUGGAUGUAGCCAAGACAAGACUUCAAGCACAGGGCUUACAAGUAACGAACCUUGAAAAUAAAUAUUAUCAUGGCUUAAUUAACACCUUAAGGACCAUUGUGUAUGAUGAAGGCAUACGUGGGAUUUACAAAGGGUUGACUCCGAUUAUUUUGGGUUAUUUUCCAACAUGGAUGAUAUAUUUUUCAGUGUAUGAACGGUGCAAAAAAUUUUAUCCGAUAUACUUCAAUAAUAAUGACUUCAUUUCCAACUCAUUCUCUGCUAUAUCUGCAGGAACAGUAUCCACUAUUGCAACUAAUCCAAUAUGGGUAGUAAAGACAAGAUUAAUGUUACAAACUCAUAUUGCAAGAACACGUACCCACUAUAAGGGAACGCUCGAUGCUUUCGUUACAAUAUACCAACAAGAAGGUAUACGAGCUCUGUACGCUGGCUUAAUUCCAUCAUUUUUAGGUCUUUUCCACGUUGCAAUUCAUUUCCCAGUAUUUGAACAAUUAAAAGAGAAGUUUAAUUGUUAUGAAAAAAAAUUAAUUCCAAAUACAAGUGAAUAUGAAUAUUCAAUUAAUUUAGAAAGAUUGAUUAUGGCUUCCUGCAUUUCUAAAAUGAUGGCAUCAUCCAUAACUUACCCACAUGAAAUACUGCGAACUAGGAUGCAACUCAAAUCGGAUCUACCAAAUUCGUUACAACGCCGUAUUAUCCCAUUAAUAAAAACCAUAUAUAUACAAGAAGGUUUAAGAGGCUUUUAUUCGGGAUUUACUACAAAUCUCGUUAGAACUGUACCGGCAUCCGCCAUUACUAUGGUUUCUUUCGAGUACUUUCGUUCAGUGCUUACUGCCUUAGAUAAUACUUUAGAGCACUAG